AUGGGAGGAGGCGAGAGGGAGAGGGAGAGGGAGAGGGAUGGGGGUGAGGAGGAGCAGCAGAAGCGGUCGGAGAUCUACACGUACGAGGCCGGGUGGCACAUCUACGCGAUGAACUGGAGCGUGCGGCGGGACAAGCGGUACCGGCUGUCGAUCGCCAGCCUUCUGGAGCAGUACUCGAACCGCGUGGAGAUCGUGCAGCUGGACGACGCCACCGGCGACAUCCGCGCCGACCCCGCCCUCGCCUUCGACCACCCCUACCCCCCCACCAAGUCCAUGUUCGUCCCCGACCGCGACUGCCUCCGCCCCGACCUCCUCGCCACCUCCGCCGACUUCCUCCGCAUCUGGCAGAUCCACGACGACGACGACGACGGCCCUGGCCCCGACCCCGACCCCGAUCAUGACGACGACGGAGACGGAGACGACGACGACAACAACAACAACAACAACAACAACGCCGGAGGGGGGGAGGGGUUCGGGGGCGGCGGUGAGCUGCGGGCGGUGCUGAACGGGAACCGGAACUCGGAGUUCUGCGGGCCGCUGACGUCGUUCGACUGAACGAGGCGGAGCCGCGGCGUGGGGACUCGUUCGAUCGACACGACGUGCACGAUCUGGGACAUCGAGCGGGAGGCGGUGGACACGCAGCUGAUCGCGCACGACAAGGAGGUGUACGACAUCGCGUGGGGCGGCGUGGGCGUGUUCGCGUCCGUGUCGGCCGACGGGUCCGUGCGCGUGUUCGACCUGCGCGACAAGGAGCACUCCACCAUCAUCUACGAGUCCGCCGACCCCGCACCCCCCGACGCCCCGCUGGUGCGCCUCGGCUGGAACAAGCAGGACCCGCGCUACAUGGCCACCGUCAUCAUGGACAGCCCCAAGGUCGUCGUCCUCGACAUCCGCUUCCCCACCCUCCCCGUCGUCGAGCUCCACCGCCACCAGGCCGCCGUCAACGCCAUCGCCUGGGCCCCCCACAGCUCCUGCCACAUCUGCACCGCCGGCGACGACGCCCAGGCCCUCAUCUGGGACCUCUCCUCCAUGGGCACCCACCACCACCACCACCCGAAGCAGCAGCACCACCACCACCCUCAGACCAGUGAGGGCGGCGGCGGUGGCGGCGGCCUCGACCCCAUCCUCGCCUACACGGCCGGGGCCGAGAUCGAGCAGCUCCAGUGGUCCUCCACCCAGCCCGACUGGGUCGCCAUCGCCUUCGCCAACAAGCUCCAGAUCCUCCGCGUCUGA
This is a messenger RNA of Ananas comosus (pineapple), 1233 nucleotides long. Its product is annotated as WD repeat-containing protein LWD1. The transcript has 2 exons. Gene Ontology annotation, molecular function: protein binding. Gene Ontology annotation, cellular component: nucleus. The record is from RefSeq and is a predicted model, not a curated record. Lineage: Eukaryota; Viridiplantae; Streptophyta; Magnoliopsida; Poales; Bromeliaceae.